Messenger RNA from Erinaceus europaeus (western European hedgehog), 3575 nucleotides. RefSeq names its product muscle associated receptor tyrosine kinase (gene MUSK). Gene Ontology annotation, molecular function: protein binding; transmembrane receptor protein tyrosine kinase activity; ATP binding. NCBI's taxonomy places the organism in Eukaryota, Metazoa, Chordata, Mammalia, Eulipotyphla, Erinaceidae. Bases 89 to 2773 code for a protein of 894 amino acids. Gene Ontology annotation, biological process: positive regulation of kinase activity; cell surface receptor protein tyrosine kinase signaling pathway; multicellular organism development. The record is from RefSeq and is a predicted model, not a curated record. Gene Ontology annotation, cellular component: signaling receptor complex. The transcript has 15 exons.
AUUCCUGAUUAUACUUAGAGCUCUGAGGGCUGCUGACGCAGUCAUUAGCCUAGGACCCUUCACUAACUAACUCUGCUUUAAAAUGUGAAUGGUGAGGAGAGAUUUUUCCUUUGCGUUGUCCAGAAAGAACUUUCUUCUGCCUGAUUCUGGAUUAAUCAUGAGAGAGCUUGUCAACAUUCCUUUGGUACAUAUUCUGACUCUGGUGGCCUUCAGCGGGACUGAGAAGCUUCCAAAAGCGCCUGUUAUCACCACUCCUCUUGAGACCGUCGACGCUCUAGUUGAGGAAGUGGCCACUUUCAUGUGUGCAGUGGAAUCCUAUCCCCAGCCCGAAAUUUCCUGGACUAGAAAUAAAAUUCUCAUUAAGCUCUUCGACACCCGCUACAGCAUUCGGGAGAACGGGCAGCUGCUCAGCAUCCUGAGCGUGGAGGACAGCGACGACGGCGUCUACUGCUGCACCGCCAACAAUGGCGUGGGGGGAGCCGUGGAGAGCUGCGGAGCCCUGCAAGUGAAGAUGAAACCUAAAAUAAUACGUCCUCCCAUAAACCUCAAGAUAGUAGAAGGCUUGAAGGCAGUCCUGCCCUGCACUACGAUGGGCAACCCCAAGCCGGCAGUGUCAUGGAUCAAGGGGGACAGCUCUCUCAGGGACAACUCCCGCAUCGCAGUUCUUGAAUCUGGGAGUUUAAGGAUCCACAAUGUACAAAAAGAAGAUGCAGGGCAUUACCGCUGUGUGGCCAAAAACAGCCUUGGGACAGCGUAUUCCAAGCUGGUGACAUUGGAGGUUGAAGGAGAAAGCGAACCUGAGCAAGAUACUAAAGCCUCUGCCAGCAUCCUGCGGGCGCCCGAGUCCCACAACGUCAGCUUCGGCGCCCGCGUGAGUCUGCGCUGCACGGCCACCGGCAUCCCCGUGCCCAGCGUCACCUGGACUGAAAACGGAAUCGCUAUUUCAUCUGGGUCGAUUCAAGAAAGCGUAAAAGACCGAGUAAUCGACUCAAGACUGCAGCUGCUGGUCACCAAGCCAGGGCUGUACACGUGCAUUGCCACCAAUCAGCACGGGGAGAAGGCUAGCACUGCAAAGGCCGCAGCCACCAUCAGCAUAUCGGAAUGGAGUAAUCCGCAGAAAGAUAACAGAGGCUACUGCGGCCGCUACAGAGGGGAGGUGUGCAACGGUGUCUUGGCCAGAGAGUCUCUGGUUUUCUUCAAUAACUCCUACGCGGAGCCCGAAGAGGCCCAGGAGCUACAGGUGCACCGUGCCUGGAGUGAGCUGGAGGCCGUCAGCCCUUUCUGCCAACCGGCGGUGGAGGCCCUGCUGUGUCAGCAUGUCUUCCGGGAAUGUCGGCCGGCAGAAGUGCCUGUGCCCACGCCUCUUUGCAGAGAGUACUGCCUGGCCGUGAAGGAGCUUUUCUGUGCCAAAGAGUGGUCGGCUAUAGAAGAAAAGGCCCGCAGACGCUUCUCCAGAUCUGCAGCUCCCCCGUCAGCCCUGCCGGACUGCAGCAAGCUUCCCAGCAUGCACUGGGACCCCGUGGCCUGUACCAGACUGCCUUACUUAGCACCCCCGGCGGUGGCAUCCCCCAAGCCCAGUGUGGACACCCCCAGCAUGCCUUCCUCCUCCACCUCCUCUUCUCUCUCUGUCUCGCCCACGUACUCCAUGACUGUCAUCAUCUCCAUCGUGUCCAGCUCUGCAGUAUUUGUGCUUCUGACCAUAACUACUCUUUACUGCUGCCGACGGCGAAAACAGUGGAGAAAUAAAAAGAGGGAGCCAGCAGCCGUCACCCUCACAACCCUCCCGUCUGAGCUCCUGCUGGACAGACUGCACCCCAACCCCAUGUACCAGAGGAUGCCACUCCUUCUGAACCCCAAGCUGCUCAGCCUGGAGUACCCUAGGAAUAACAUUGAAUACGUGCGAGACAUCGGGGAGGGGGCAUUUGGCAGAGUCUUUCAAGCCAGAGCGCCGGGCCUACUCCCCCAUGAGCCCUUCACUAUGGUGGCCGUGAAGAUGCUCAAAGAAGAAGCCUCAGCAGACAUGCAGGCCGACUUCCAGAGGGAGGCGGCCCUGAUGGCGGAGUUCGAUAACCCCAACAUCGUGAAGCUCUUAGGCGUGUGUGCCGUGGGGAAGCCCAUGUGCCUGCUGUUUGAGUACAUGGCCUACGGCGACCUGAACGAGUUCCUGCGAAGCAUGGCCCCUCGCAGCACCUGCAGCCUCAGCCACCCCGACCCCAGGGCCGCGGGGGUAUGCCGGCCGGGGCCCCCGCCGCUCUCCUGCUCAGAGCAGCUCUGCAUCGCCAGGCAGGUGGCCGCCGGCAUGGCCUACCUCUCCGAGCGCAAGUUCGUGCACCGAGACCUGGCCACCAGGAACUGCCUGGUGGGCGAGAGCAUGGUGGUGAAGAUCGCGGACUUCGGCCUCUCCAGGAACAUCUACUCCGCCGACUACUACAAGGCCAGCGAGAACGACGCCAUCCCCGUGCGCUGGAUGCCACCCGAGUCCAUCUUCUACAACCGCUACACCACGGAGUCCGACGUGUGGGCCUACGGGGUGGUGCUGUGGGAGAUCUUCUCCUACGGCCUGCAGCCCUACUACGGGAUGGCCCACGAGGAGGUCAUCUGCUACGUGCGGGACGGCCACAUCCUGGCCUGCCCCGACGACUGUCCCCUGGAGCUGUACAACCUGAUGCGUCUGUGCUGGAGCACGCUGCCCUCCGACAGGCCCAGCUUCGCCAGCCUCCACCGCAUCCUGGAGCGCAUGUGUGCGCGCAUGGAGGCUGCCGUGGGUGUCUGAGGCCCGCUUUCCACCCGCACUCUGGGAGCCAGAGAAAUGCAGCGCCAGGCGGCAGAGCCCCCACUUGACUGCAAAGGACCCGGGUUCAACCCCUGGUCCCCACCUGCAGGGCGGGGAGCUUCACGAAUGGUGGAGCAGGACUGCGGGUGUCUCUCUGCCUCUCUCCCUGUCUGUCUCCCUCUCCCCUCUCGGCUUCUGUCUCUAUCCAAUAAUCAAUCAGUCAGCGGAGAGAGAGAAUUCCAAUGCCACAGGCCCAGUGAAACCCCCAGAAGGAAGACAGGAGAAACAUGUCAGUGUUUCAGGAUACACAAAGACAGAGCAGAGUUUGUGUGGUAGACAUACACCCUCAGAGUCAGGGAUUCUGGGUUGCUGAGAGGACGGCCCUUGCUCAGGGCAAGCUGGGCAUCACACGCUGGGCAGGAAGGGGUGUCUUCCACGUCAGUUCCUGGAGUGCUGGCCCGCAGGGAGACGCUGCCUACUGAGUUUUGAUACGGCCUUGCUGUUCAGUGCUCAUCCUGUCCAACAGAGUCGGUUUCUGUCCACUGUGAGAGUAGCAAGGCCUGCAACAAACUUGGGUCCAGGACAGAAGAUUCUAAGGGAAGGAAGAGCCGUUCAUUGCAUCCCCACCCAAAGAUAGGAGCUGAUUUCUUAUGAAAAUUCUCUCCUACAUUUAAGCAUUAUUGUUUAUCCCUUUGUACUCUACAGACUUGCAGUUAUGUUGUGUUAGUAGGGGAUUUUUUAAAGGCAUUGAGUAAUAACCCAACAGGAAUAUGACAAGAAUAAAAUGUCAGAUCAGCAAGAA